Messenger RNA from Exophiala bonariae, 849 nucleotides. RefSeq lists its product as uncharacterized. NCBI's taxonomy places the organism in Eukaryota, Fungi, Ascomycota, Eurotiomycetes, Chaetothyriales, Herpotrichiellaceae. Gene Ontology annotation, cellular component: mitochondrial nucleoid; mitochondrial chromosome. The transcript has 3 exons. Gene Ontology annotation, biological process: recombinational repair; interstrand cross-link repair. Gene Ontology annotation, molecular function: single-stranded DNA binding. The coding region runs from base 1 to 849 and encodes 282 amino acids. The record is from RefSeq and is a predicted model, not a curated record.
AUGUCUCUCAUGUCACGCCUCUCUCGUCCCGCUCGGAUAUUCUCCUUGACGGCCUCGCUAUCGCCUUCAUCCACCCAAUCUUCGACUGCCCUUUACAACGGCUCUGUUCUGCGGCCUUCAAUACCAAUUGCCACGGCUGUGAGCCGUGCAUACUCCACAUCACUGUCACCCAAAUCGACAGCUUCUGCGGCCCCGAAAGAGAGCUCGAAGCCAAGCUCGCCUUUACCGUCCCGCUCCAAUGGCAACACUUCAUCCUCCUCUGCAGCCUCACAACCUGGUAUAGAGCAAGAGCAGCAAGUACAGGAGGAAAACACUUCCCAUGUGGACUGGACAAAAUCUUUCCACGGCCUUUCCGUUGAGCCCUUUUCGAAGGAUGCAGCGGACAUCCUUCUCGCACCGCUUGAAACAGACGAUGUGGAGAUCAAACCGGACGGUAUCAUAUAUUUGCCAGAAAUCAAGUAUAGACGGAUAUUGAACAAGGCAUUUGGUCCUGGUGGCUGGGGAUUGGCUCCUCGAGGUGAAACAAUCGUCACUGAAAAGGCUGUCACACGUGAAUAUGCUCUGCUUGCACACGGCAGAUUGGUGUCGAUAGCACGAGGAGAGCAAGACUACUUCAAUAAAGACGGAGUCCCCACGGCGUCUGAAGGCUGCAAAUCAAAUGCGAUGAUGAGGUGUUGUAAAGAUCUGGGGGUGGCAAGCGAACUUUGGGACCCCAGAUUCAUUCGAAAAUGGAAGGCUGCCAAUGCUCGCGAGGUCUUUGUUGAACAUCAAGGCACGAAGAGGAAGACCAAGAUCUGGCUCCGCAAGGGCGACCCAGUGUCAUACCCCUAUGCAGAACUCAAGAAGUGA